ACCCCGCCCCGCGCCGCUCCGUGUCUCGGUCCCGGCCGCAAUUCCUGCUGCGCCACAGCCAUGGCGGCGCUGACGGUGAAAGCCUACCUGCUGGGCAAGGAGGAGGCGGCCCGCGAGAUCCGCCGCUUCACGCUGCCGCCGCCCGCUCGCUACCGGGCCAUCUACGACCGUGUCGCCGAGCUCUUCCAGGGGCUGCUGCGGGCCGGGCCGCCGCCCGCCUUCCGCAUGCACUACAAGGAUGAGGACGGGGACCUGAUCGCUUUUUCCAGCGACGAGGAGCUGGAGUUGGCGAUGCCCUACGUGCGGGAUGGCGUGUUCCGUGUUUAUAUCAAAGAGAAGAAGGAGUGCAAGCGGGAGCACCGCUCGCAGUGCAGCCAGGAGCCGCCCCGCAACAUGGUGCACCCCAACGUCAUCUGUGAUGGCUGUGAGGGACCUGUGGUGGGGACCAGGUUCAAGUGCAGUGUCUGUCCAGACUAUGACCUGUGCAGCACCUGUGAGGGGAAGGGCAUCCACAAGGAGCACAACAUGGUGAUGUUCCAAAGCCCACUGCUUAAUCCAUUUGAGUGGAUUCCCCGAGGACGCUGGCUCCGUAAAAUGCGCCAUGGUGUUCCACCUUUCCCAUGGAUGCACUGCUGGGGGUAUCCUGGGCCUGCAGCUCCCUGCCAGAACUCGGAGCAAGCUGAAGCCACCGCUGAAGCCACCACUGCAGCCCCCAGUGCACCUGCUGCAGAAGAAGCUUCUACUAACAGCCAGCCUCAGGACCCCAAUGUCACCUUCCUAAAGAAUGUUGGGGAGAGUGUUGCAGCUUUUCUGAGUCCCCUGGGUAUUGAAGUUGAUAUCGAUGUGGAACACGGAGGACAGAGAAGCAAAGUGACUCCCACUUCUGCCAACCAAGAGAAGACCGGUGCUGAGGCAACCAGCAGUGCUCCAACCCAGAAUGUUCAGACCAAAGCAGACUGGAAUAACACAGAGUCUGCUACACAAGUAAAUGUCAUUGCAGAACAGAUGCAAGACAUGGUGGUAGAUUCUGUGCCCACACAAAUGGAAGAUGGCAGCUUCCACUCCCAGGAACACACUGAGUCUAGCAGUUCAUCAGGGGGCGAGGAGGACUGGACCCACUUAUCAUCCAAAGAAGUGGAUCCUUCCACAGGUGAACUGCAGUCUCUGCAAAUGCCAGACACAGACGGUCCCAGCUCCCUGGAUGUGCCUCGGGAUCCUCCCCAGCCAGGACCUACAGGACUGCGAGAAGCUGCUCUCUACCCACACCUGCCCCCAGAAGCUGAGCCUCGCCUCAUUGAGUCUCUGUCCCAGAUGCUCUCCAUGGGUUUCUCCGAUGAGGGUGGAUGGCUCACUCAGCUCCUGCAGAUCAAGAACUGCGACAUUGGGGCAGCACUGGAUGCCAUCCAGUAUUCUAAGCAGCCACCUCACUUGUAGUAGUAACAAAAACCACUUUUCUAGCUGAAAGCAGAUAAUGCAGCAUUGAGCUAUUGUGGUUCAUCAUUUUUCCUACUCUGGAUUUCUGUCUCACAUUCUUACGUGCUUGUAGAAUGGAGGAAAAAUAAAUACUACUGCAUGUCA
Messenger RNA from Lonchura striata (white-rumped munia), 1578 nucleotides. RefSeq names its product sequestosome 1 (gene SQSTM1). The record is from RefSeq and is a predicted model, not a curated record. Gene Ontology annotation, cellular component: amphisome; aggresome. Gene Ontology annotation, biological process: aggrephagy; mitophagy; endosome organization. Gene Ontology annotation, molecular function: protein kinase C binding; zinc ion binding; K63-linked polyubiquitin modification-dependent protein binding. Lineage: Eukaryota; Metazoa; Chordata; Aves; Passeriformes; Estrildidae.